This is a messenger RNA of Heterocephalus glaber (naked mole-rat), 2935 nucleotides long. It is a transcript of the gene Fmod, whose product is annotated as fibromodulin. Gene Ontology annotation, molecular function: protein binding. NCBI's taxonomy places the organism in Eukaryota, Metazoa, Chordata, Mammalia, Rodentia, Bathyergidae. The record is from RefSeq and is a predicted model, not a curated record.
CCCUCUCUGCACUCCAUUUGAUUAGGAAUUUGGGGGCGGGCCCUGGCCUGGCACGGAGGCGCACACUCUCAGUAGGCACUCUCUCUGUCUCUCGCUCUGUCUCUCUCACACGUUCUCCUACCCAAGGAGCCCAGACAGGAGGACGUGGUCACUCUCUGAAAGGUUCAACUUGAGGGACAGAAUGCAGUGGGUGUCCCUCCUGCUGCUGGCAGGGCUCUGCUCCCUCUCCCGGGCCCAGUAUGACGACGACCCUCACUGGUGGUUCCAGUACCUCCGCAGCCAGCAGUCUACCUACUAUGAUCCCUACGACCCGUACCCGUACCCCUAUGAGCCCUCGGAGCCUUACCCGUAUGGCGUGGAGGAAGGGCCAGCCUAUGCCUAUGGCUCUCUGCCCCCACCAGAGCCCCGUGACUGUCCCCAGGAGUGCGACUGUCCCCCCAACUUCCCCACGGCCAUGUACUGUGAUAACCGCAACCUCAAGUAUCUGCCCUUUGUCCCCUCCCGCAUGAAGUAUGUCUACUUCCAGAACAACCAGAUCACCUCCAUCCAGGAAGGCGUCUUUGACAACGCCACCGGGCUGCUCUGGGUCGCUCUCCAUGGCAACCAGAUCACCAGUGACAAGGUGGGCCGGAAGGUGUUCUCCAAGCUGAGGCACCUGGAGAGGCUGUACCUGGACCACAACAACCUGACGCGGAUGCCCGGCCCCCUGCCGCGCUCCCUCCGAGAGCUCCAUCUCGACCACAACCAGAUCUCGAGGGUCCCCAACAAUGCGCUGGAAGGGCUGGAGAACCUCACGGCCUUGUACCUCCACCACAAUGAGAUCCAGGAGGUGGGCAGCUCCAUGAGGGGCCUCCGGUCCCUGAUCUUGCUGGACCUGAGUUAUAACCACCUCCGGAGGGUGCCUGAUGGGCUGCCCUCAGCCCUCGAGCAGCUGUACCUGGAGCACAACAACGUCUAUACCGUGCCCGACAGCUAUUUCCGAGGCUCACCCAAGCUGCUGUAUGUGCGGCUGUCGCACAACAGUCUCACCAACAACGGCCUGGCCACCAACAGCUUCAAUGCCAGCAGCCUCCUGGAGCUCGAUCUCUCCUACAACCAGCUGCAGAAAAUCCCCCCUGUCAACACCAACCUGGAGAACCUCUACCUCCAAGGCAACCGGAUUAAUGAGUUCUCCAUCAGCAGCUUCUGUACCGUGGUGGACGUCAUGAACUUCUCCAAGCUGCAGGUGCUGCGCCUGGACGGGAACGAGAUCCAGCGAAGUGCGAUGCCAGUGGACGCACCCCUCUGCCUGCGCCUGGCCAGCCUCAUCGAGAUCUGAGUGGCCUCACACUGGGCCCCUGCCUUCCCUUGCACUUGGCUUGAUGGUUUGGUUUGGCUUUUGUUGGAAGGUCUGGGACAACCAUGUGGCACAGUCUGUGGGCUCCUCUUUGGUCCCUUCCCAUAGCAGAGUUAGGUUGCAUCAGGGGCCAGGCAGGCUUCUGCUCAGGACGGAGGCAGAUGCUCUCUGCUCCCCAGGGCACAGGAGUAGUGGUGGGGAGUCCUACCUGGGAGCCCCAAUCCCUCAAAGCUCACUACUCUAAGUUCUCCCUGAUGAUCUGACGUCAGGGAGCUUUCAGCACUGCCUGGGCAAUGGCGCAUAAGCUGCUUUCCAAGCCACCUCUGAUGUUGUCUCUGCACAGCGCUUGGUAGCUCUCUGCAUGUGUUGGGCUGGCCGUGCAGCCACUCUGAGCUCCUGUUCAUUGCUCCUCUAAAUAUACCUCUGGCCAGGCCACCUCCUCCUCAGUCCGUCCCAUCCCUCAGCCCUUCUUCACAGAUGUCCCUUCUACACCUUCGGCAGUCAGGAGCCCUCAAGGCAGGAGGGCACCUGCCCAGCGACCUGUGGAGACAACCCACACUUUGACCCAAGAUUAAAAGGAUACUGAGAGUCACUGCUCCACCCUCCUUAACCUCACUUUUUGAAAGCCACCAGAUUGGCGGUUACCAGAUUGGAGGUCGUGAUAAUGUUUAUGGCCUGAUGCCAAAGAACCAGCCUCAGGCUCAGCUGAAUUUGUGGGGCUAGAGUUUAGCAGCUGCAUCAGAUUUCAGAGGAAGAAAGGCCAGACCCAGUUAUCAUCAGCGCCCAUAAGAGCUGCCAUGGCACCUCGAAUUGGCUGAACUGGGGGACAGCCUCAGUAGUGUCUGUCUUGCCCCAUGUGCUCUGCCUCCCCCUACCCAAGUCUUUAUCCUAGAUGGUUGGGGCCACAUGAUUUCCAAAGCCUGAGAAAGCUAGUUUGCCCUCUCUUUUGACCCAAGCAGGAAGGUUUUCUAUACUGAUGGAGAGACAGACUGGACUCAGGUGAGCUCAAGGGAGGAGGACAUGGCUCAUCUGUAUGAACAGGUUCAUCCCAAGGCCCAGGCUCCAGGGUCUCUGCUGAGGAUGCUCCCUGGGGUCUGGAAAGUCCAGGCCAGGCAGCAGAUCUCACCACCCUGCUUUCCUAUCUCUGAGCUACACCCCAUGAUUGAAGAUGCCUUUGCUUUGUAGCUUGACCAGAAAGCGGUUAAUUCUGCUCAUUUCCAUGAGGCCAUGGUGUCUGGCCCGACCUGCCCGUUCCUCGGGGUGUGGGGGGCCGAGCCUUCUCUCUGGCAGCCAGGGAGAGGCCCAGUGAGGAGAGCUGGCCGAGUCCAGUCCUUACCCAGAGCCCGUCUCAGCCCCAGUUCUGUGAUCUUGGGAGCAGCUUCCUGAAAGGGAAGGGGACCCUUGGUCCAUGUUCUUGGCUCCUGACCCUGCAAUCCACAAAAGCCAAACCAGGGAGCUCUGACGGGAGGGGCGAGGCUGCCCCUGCCCGGGCUCUUCAGACAGCGCCUGCACGUGGACCCCUUCGCCUCCACUCGGGAUCUAGUACAGGAGAAGCCGGAGUGGCAUUAACCCGACCAAUAAAGUUAUUGUACACUUGCA